Guyanagaster necrorhizus is the source of this 2819-nucleotide messenger RNA. RefSeq lists its product as uncharacterized. Bases 106 to 2385 code for a protein of 759 amino acids. Gene Ontology annotation, molecular function: ubiquitin protein ligase binding; protein-macromolecule adaptor activity. Lineage: Eukaryota; Fungi; Basidiomycota; Agaricomycetes; Agaricales; Physalacriaceae. The transcript has 3 exons. Gene Ontology annotation, cellular component: cytoplasm; plasma membrane; cytosol. The record is from RefSeq and is a predicted model, not a curated record. Gene Ontology annotation, biological process: ubiquitin-dependent endocytosis.
CCUCCUUUAUCUUUUCACGAAUCGCAAGAGGAACCACCCCCCCCCAUUCGUGUCCCUUCCAUCUCGGACUUUCUAUUUGGAGGCGCCGCUUUCAUUGUCCCUACCAUGGCCUUUCUCUACACAGGACCCCCUUCCCCCCCUCCGAGGGAUGUCUUUCAUAAUAACCUCGACCCCGAUGAUGAACUGCAUUCCCACCCUGCUUAUUCUCCCAACUCUCUCUUUCCAGAGGCCGACAUGCAAAACAGGGAACGGCCUCGCCUUGAGAUCCUGCUCGACAAGGAUUGUAUCUUCCUCAAGGGCACCGGCGUCGAUGUUGAGCCAGCUCGUCUUUCGGGACAUGUCGCCCUCUAUCUCGCAGAGUCGACGUCCAUCAAGGAAAUCACCCUGCAGUUCAGAGGAAAGGCACGCCUGCCAGUGUCUGCUAAUGAAUCGAUGUCACUCAACUCCUCACCUUUGACGUACAUCGUAUGCAAUCACGAAUGGUCCUUCCUCGAAGGAGAAAAGAAACAUAGCCAUACCCUAAAGCCAGGCCGUCACUUUUUCCCCUUCCAACUCCAGCUAGGCGGCUCCCUUCCAUCCACUAUCUCCACGAGUGUCAACGGAGGCGCUUCUGUCGCGUACAAACUACGUGCUCUUGCCGUACGUCCCGGUCUUAGCCACAAUCUUCAGACCUUCACGCCGGUGACGUUAAUCCGCUCGUUCGCGCCAGAAGCCUUGGAGUAUCAGCAGACCCUGGAGAUUGAAAACACCUGGCCGGAGAAGCUCAUGUAUUCUAUCAUGAUUCCCCACAAAGCCUGGGCUGCAGGCGAUAUCUUGACCGCUCUCGUCAAGUUUUCGCCGUUAGCUAAGGGUGUCGGAGUCUUGAGCAUAACAACCACCGUGCAAGAGACGACCAAGGUCUACGCACGGAUAGGCAUUCAGGAAUCUGUCCGCACCAUGGCGACCGUUCGACACGAGAUUGUUGGGGGGAAGGCUGUGGAGGUCCACGAGCAUCGCUGGAAGGCGGCGCCGUCGCCGACAACCCCUGGGCAUUCCUUGCCAAGUACCCCAAACCUGACACAUUCCUUGUCAUCGAGUCCUCGGAACAGUACGCACUCUGCCAGCAGCGGCAGUGGCGGAUAUUUUUCCUUCAGUCCUCAUCACGCGUCAUCGGCGUCAUUGGCAGAAGCCGGUCCUUCGACUCUUAUGGCAUCACCAUCUACUUCCUCAGAUCCUAAUGAGAAUCUCGAAAUGAGCGACGACGAUGUCGUGACCUUCCUUACGUUCCCCAUACCUCUCUGCAUCACACCCACUCAUUCCCUCGACCCCAUUAACGUUAGCCAUAGAAUACGAUGGAGUAUACUCAUCCUCAAUCUUGACGGUCACACAUCCGAGUUGCGCUGUUCUCUUCCUCUCCACCUUCUUGAUUAUCGCUUGUUGGAAGAAGCACGUUCGCAUACGGCUGCCACUCGGCGUCUUCUCCUUGGAGGCCCUGAAGUCCCACCCCAAGAACUUCCAGAUGAUAUGGAACUUCCGAGCUACACGGCUCACGUCCGGGACCGCGUCGCAAACAUGUUUCUACCUGAGAGCGCCACAAUGCGGGUCACCAAUCCGUGGGUUCAUGGCGGCAUCAGCCCUACCAUCGUCUCCAAUGCAGGCACCGAAGCUUUGGCUUCGCCAUGGCCACGGUCCCACUCUGGGCACUCGACACCCCUAGAAGCCCAUCUGUUAGCCCAUCUCCCUCAUGCGCCAGGUUCAGGCGACAGCACACCACUCGACUGGGUAAACUCUGAGCUCUUGCUUUCUCUUUCGGAGGAAGACCCGCCUGCGCUAAGCGUGACUUCACGUCAAGCGCCGCACUCGCCGUCGGAUCACACGGACUCGAACCCCGCUUCAAGACCAAGCAGCAGUCGCCCCAGUCGGCUCUCCAGUCGUUCCGCGAGUCCAGAACGCGGCUUACACGUCGCAGGGCCUCACGAGACGUACGUGCACAGUGGCAACGCCAGCCGGAACAUCCACGGACUGUUCAAAGCCUCCAUGAAGCCCUUCACGUCACUCGCCCACCCGCACUGGCUCUCUUCCCGUUCGCAUUCCCAUCCUAGCAUUGCAGAUUCUCAGCGGCAGGCAAUGGCGACGGCCUCGAUGGCAGCAGCACUACGUCCUCCGGUCCAACUGAGUGAUCCUAAUUCUGGUACGGCACUGUUGCAUCGGGCGUUUACGGAAGUGCCGGAUUACAGGAUUGCUGCUAGGGGUUUCAUUGGUGGUGUUCCGCCAUUGACGAGUAUGCGAGGCCUGCCGUCGUAUGAGGACGUCGAACGUGCAGAGGGUGAUUCUACUACCGUGCCUGCGAGGUCUCCGCGGUUCGACGUGGCAAAUAGUCCGACGAUGAUGAUGACUCGUACAUAACCUUGGCGCUCGCGAUCUUCUUUUUUCUUCUUCUUCUUCUCCUUCUUCUUCCUCUUUAUUUUGUCAAUGUACUGUAUUACCAUCGCAUAGACUUGCUUCAUAGAUUUCAUCUUUGUAUGUUUCGCUGCCGUCAUUCUCUAAUGGUUCUUUUUUUUUUCUUGUUACAUCUUGACCUUUGGACAAUCGCUCUCACGUUAAUUUUACCGAUCGCAGUGUUCCCCUCUCCAUCCAUCCUGUAUCAUCAUUCUUACAUAGACUUCGUAGACUUUUAUCGUGCAUACUGCAAACCCUGUACCUCGGAAUUUAUACACGGCAGGUAACCUAAAGUAUAGAUUGUAGCUAAAUAUACAUAUCAGCACGCAAGAGACAUCUAGAUCUACUCUAAAAAGAAUCAGGGCGUCUAGUGUUUCUCUAGGAGGCAUUAUUUGGUGACG